Molecule: messenger RNA, 876 nt
Organism: Didymella exigua CBS 183.55
Lineage: Eukaryota; Fungi; Ascomycota; Dothideomycetes; Pleosporales; Didymellaceae
Exons: 2
Coding region: 283-822 (179 amino acids)
Source: RefSeq, a predicted model, not a curated record
GGCAUGUGUGGCGAGGCAGGGUACAACGCGCGAACGGGUAAGGAUGAUGCGCAAGGUACUCUAGAGUAGAUCGAUAUACUGUAGCGCACAGUAGGACUUGUUUCUGUACUGUGGUGUUGCAAAGUAGCUAUGGUGUUCGUGAGUCUUGGUUAAUAAUGCCGUACUACGCCUUAAUCUACAGCUACUUCCUGUACGGCUACAGCUUAAUAUAAGUACCGCUGCUUACUGUUGCUUACUGCAGUACACCGUAGCCGUAGAUUUCAGUACUACGUCCAGUUGGCAAUGCUGCCUCAAUUUGCACACGCCUGCGUUGGUGACAGCUCCAAGACGAUAAGACUGAGUAAAGUCGGCUUGAAGAAGAGACUGGAACGAAUGUGCCAGGCUAAAAAUGUACUUUUGCUCCUCUCUUUCCAGAUCUUAAGACGGGAAGGUGCUGCCCAACCACUAGUCGCACUACCGGCAACGCCGUGGACCCUGCAGAUCAUCUCCUCGGUGGGAAAUGGCAUGAAAGCUCCAUGCCGCAGCUCUCUCAAGCUCUCAAGAGACACGAUCUCUGUCAGGGACGGGCUCUUAAGAACACUGGACCGUCAUAACUUUACGAAAACAUUCCACUCCCUGAUUCCCUCCGACAUCGACCCACGCUCCGUCACGCUCCCCGACCCUUUCAUCGUCAUGGUCACGGGCGCAGGGAAGGGCCUUGGGUACACAUCAGCCUCGCCUUCGUGCGCGCAGGAUGCAGCGGGAUCGCAGUAUCAUCCCGAACAAGCGCCGAUCUCGACGCACUGGAAUCCGAGAUCUGCACAAUUGCACGCAAGAGAAUGAAGAAAGUCGGGGUGCUGAAGGUGGUGUGUGAUGUACAUAAUGAAGCCGCGAUUG